This is a messenger RNA of Epinephelus lanceolatus (giant grouper), 1959 nucleotides long. The record is from RefSeq and is a predicted model, not a curated record. NCBI's taxonomy places the organism in Eukaryota, Metazoa, Chordata, Actinopteri, Perciformes, Serranidae.
AUGGCACACCCAGUUGCACUGGGUCACAUCCCAAUUCAGUUUGCCAACUGUCUGCUGAGGGCGGUCCGUCUGUGCUCCGACAUAGACGGCAGCCUGUUUGUGUUGAUCCCCAGAUACUCCACCUGUUGGUGUGGCAGGGGGCUGCUCAUCUUCCGACGUGUCCUGAUGGAGCCAGCAGGUCACCCAGAGAAGAGUCUGAUGAAAGAUGACGACAAUCAAAAUCAUGUUCCAGCAAAGUGUGACAAGAGAGGGCAGUGGGCCAACAAGAGGGAGUUCAUUUUGACAGUAAUGGGACAAAUCGUUGGUCUGGGCAAUGUUUGGAGAUUUCCUUAUCUUUGCUUCAAAAAUGGAGGAGGAGCUUUCUUGGUUCCUUAUGUUUUGUUCCUGCUCACCUGUGGUAUCCCCCUCUUCUUUCUGGAGGUCUCUCUGGGACAGUUAACUGGUCAGGGUGGAAUCACCUGUUGGAGGAAAAUAUGUCCUUUAUUUGAAGGUUUAGGCUAUGGCAAUCAAGUGGUGAUGUUUUACAGUGGAAGUUAUUAUAUCAUCAUUCUUGCUUGGGCCCUCCUCUACCUCUUCUCCUCCUUCCACACUGUACUCCCCUGGGCCAGCUGCAACAACACCUGGAACACAGAGAACUGCAUUGAUUGCCGUCAGAAUGAUUCAGUUCAUGGCCAGAUCAAUGAAAAUGCAACAUCUUCAGUUGAAGAAUUCUGGCUGAGGAGAGUUCUGGGUUUGUCUGGAGGGAUUGAGGACAUGGGUAGUAUCCGCUGGGACCUGGCUGGAUACCUUCUGCUGAGCUGGAUCAUCUGUUACUUCUGUAUCUGGAAAGGAGUCAAGACAUCAGGAAAGGUUGUCUACUUCACGGCCAUUUUUCCCUAUGUGAUGUUAAUUGUGUUGCUGAUCCGUGGUCUGACACUGCCAGGAGCUGUAGAUGGAAUUUGGUUUUACCUUUUUCCUGAUCUGACCCGUCUGACUGAUCCUCAGGUGUGGAUGGAUGCUGGGAGCCAGAUAUUAUACUCUUGCUGUGUGUGCUUUGGCUCUUUGUCAGCUUUGGGAAGCUACAACAAAUACCACAACAACUGCUACAAAGACACUUUUGUCCUGUGCACAUUAAACAGUCUAACCAGCUUUGUUGCGGGCUUUGCGGUCUUCUCUGUCCUCGGCUUCAUGUCCUAUGAGUUGGGUGUUGACAUCUCAGUGGUGGCUGAAUCAGGUCCUGGACUGGCAUUCAUUGCCUACCCUCAGGCCAUAGCCAUGAUACCUUUACCCCAACUCUGGUCUGUCUUCUUCUUCAUGAUGAUAAUCUUCCUUGGACUGGACACUGAGUUUGUGUGUUUGGAAGGCUUGGUGACAGCCAUAUCAGACAUGUAUCCAUCCUUCUUUUACACUGGUCAUCGACGUAAACUGCUUCUGCUGGUCAUCUGUGGUGUAUCUUUGAUCAUUGGCCUGUUGAUGGUGACUGAAGGAGGACUUUAUGUUUUUCUGCUGUUUGACCACUAUGCUUGCAGCGGAAUACCAAUCGUGUUUUUCGCCAUUUUGGAAUCCAUCUGUGUGGGAUGGAUAUUUGGUGCUGAUUGUUAUUACAACAAAAUAAAAGAAAUGAUUGGCUACUACCCCUCAUCGUAUAUGAAAUAUUGUUGGAGGUUCUUCACACCAUCUGCCUGUUUUGGAAUUUUGUCCCUCUUUCUGAUCAAGUUCAGUCUGCUGAAAUACAACACCACCUAUCAGUACCCCUGGUGGGGCUAUGCCAUUGGGAUACUUCUUGCUUUCUCUUCAGCUCUGCUUGCUCCUCUGUGGUUUCUCUACAGUAUGGCAGUAACCCCAGGAACACUGAGACAGAGACUGAAAACUUUAUGCACUCCAGCAGCUGACCUGUGUAACGCUCCACCAAAGAAGACUCUUUACCCUGAAACACCUCUGUCUGAUACAGAGCUGCAUGAUUUAACUGAAAAACCUUAA